Molecule: messenger RNA, 866 nt
Organism: Tribolium madens (black flour beetle)
Lineage: Eukaryota; Metazoa; Arthropoda; Insecta; Coleoptera; Tenebrionidae
Product: non-structural maintenance of chromosomes element 3 homolog
Exons: 4
Coding region: 46-801 (251 amino acids)
Cellular component (GO): nucleus
Source: RefSeq, a predicted model, not a curated record
CCUCAAAAUUGCAAUUUUGUAUCCUCUGGCGCCCAAAGUGGAAAAAUGUCAAAAAGACCUCGAAAGUCGCUUUCCCAGAGCCAAAACACAUCUCGGUUGUCACAGUCCAGGCUUGAGGGUGCUUUUUCGCAAUCUCAAGUCUCAGUCGAUGACGCUGUAAAUAAUUGUGUGCGAUAUAUUAUUUACAAUGGGGGCCAAAAUACUUAUUUUCGUAAAUCUGAUAUUCAAAAAUAUUGUGCGCCUAGAACUGGUCAGUUUUUACAACAAGUGAUUGAAGGGGCGACGCAAAUAUUGGAACAGGUUUAUGGCUACAAACUGUUAGUUUGUGACCAAACUGCGAAUAACAGUAAAGCAUUUAUUGUAACAAAUGCCUUGCCUUAUAAAAAUUAUAUUGUUGAUCAAGAGGAACCUGAUUUUAAGGAUAGUCAAAAAAUUUUACUUUUAUUGAUAUUGAGCCAUAUUUUCAUGUCCAAUGUGGCAACACCUGAAGCUUCUUUACACGCAUUUUUGGAACAUUUUCAAAUUGACGUUAAUGUGAGACACCCAGUAUUUGGAAGUGUCAAAGAUUACAUCAACACUUUAGUAAAACACAAAUAUUUGGCAACAGAGAUUGAUCCAUUGACUAAAAAGGUCAGUUAUAGUUGGGGCAUAUGCUCUGAAACAGAAAUAAGUAAACACGCCAUAUUAAACUUUGUGUGCAAGGUUUACAAGGACCGCCAACCUAAAAGCUGGACAAAUCAGUACCAAAUCGCCAAUGAACAAGGUUUUGACAACGAGCCCAGUAGCGAAAAUGAUGAUUAAUUAAUUUUGUUUGUUAAUUAGUAUGUUCCAAUUUUUUAUUACAAUAAAUUUUGUGCAAGACGCAA